Oncorhynchus kisutch (coho salmon) is the source of this 3021-nucleotide messenger RNA. It is a transcript of the gene cchcr1, whose product is annotated as coiled-coil alpha-helical rod protein 1. Bases 170 to 2878 code for a protein of 902 amino acids. Gene Ontology annotation, biological process: cell differentiation; protein export from nucleus. NCBI's taxonomy places the organism in Eukaryota, Metazoa, Chordata, Actinopteri, Salmoniformes, Salmonidae. Gene Ontology annotation, cellular component: centriole. The record is from RefSeq and is a predicted model, not a curated record. The transcript is spliced from 20 exons.
GAGAAUGCAACGCCCACGCAACUACUCCAUACACGUAACUACGUAAACAGGAAGAGUCGUUGCAGCGACGCGUCGCCAUGAAAGUGUUGUUCAAAAUGAUCCCGCGCACAAUACAAAGUGUACUCUUUUGUAACUUGUUUUAGAACCGUGGUCAUUUUACGAUUCUCUGAUGGAAAGAUGCAAUGAGGAUGAGAAGCUGAAUGCCCCGUCCGAUUUUGUGGCAUCACGUGUCUCAAAGGGUAGUCAGAGGACCCUGAUGCCCCCAUCCCAUUUCACCGCAAGCACCCAGUCUGCCUCCAUCAUAGUACCAGGGACUGUUACGGGACGAGGGACAACACCAAUAAAAUGGGUCACCCAUGCCGCAACACCCCCAUCGGACUCUGGCCCUGCCAACCCAUGGCUCACCAUGGCUCAGGCCAAACAGGAAAUUCUAGAACUACACAGAGAAAACCAGAGGAUUCUGAUGUUACAGAGAGACUGCUCCAGAGGAACGGAGUCAACAGAGGAUUCUGCCCACUCCAUAGCAAGGUCUGGAGCGAGAGGUGAGCAGGCCUCCAGGUGGGAGACAGAAUGGAGACUGGACACAGAGCGUUUCAGGGCAGAGUCAGAGAGGCUGAAAGGCCAGGUAGAAGCACUGAAGGAAGUUGGAGGGAGACAGAGAGAGGAGAUGAGGGACAAAGAAACUUAUCUGAACAGGCAGAGUCAUGAAAUGGAGGCGAUGCGGGAGGAGUUAUAUAAGACUAAGACUGAGCUCAGCCAAGUCAGUGUGGAGCUGGUCCAAAAGAGAGAGGACAAAGAGAGACUCAGCACCCAGCUGGAGAUGCUGGAGAGGAAGUCUGGGGAGGAGGCUGAGAGGCUGAGGAGGGAGGUGGAGAGGAGCAGACAGGAAACCCACAAGCUGACCAGGGAGGCUGAUACAGCCAGGCUGCAGGCUGGGGAAGAGGCCAAGCAGGAGUUGCAGAAACUAAAUAAGCAACUGGAGGAAUCCCACAGGAGACAUGAAACACAGUUGCAGCGGUUGACUGCCAACCAUGACACUGAAUUGUCCACAGUCAGACAGACGAGCUCUGAGGUGCAGGAGAGGUUAUGUCAUCUGUCAAAGGAGGUGACUCAUCUGAAGUGCUGUCUACUGGAAGUGUCUGCAGAGAGAGAUGGACUGAAAGAACAACUAAGCCAAAUGGGCAAUGCUUUUGAGACCCAGUCAGCAACGCUGCAGAGUCUUAGAAACUACAUUGGACAACUUACCCCUGAGAGAGGGUUGGAAGAGAAACUAACUGAAACCAUUCAGACACUGAAUAGGGAGAAGGAGGCUCUGCAGGUGACGACAGAGCUUCUGACGGUCAGACUCAACUCUGUGAACGACAUAUUGGCCCUACAAGAGGAGGAGAUGGUAGAGAAGACUCUGUCAGACCCUCUCCUGAAAGCUGGGCCCAAAGGCACUCGGGUUCUGCGUUGCUGGAGAGAGAAGGUCUUCAUGUUGUUGGUCCAGCUUCGCUCAAAGGAUAUCGUACUGAGGGGAGAAAAGGAUAAACUUCACUCAACCAUCUCGUCUCUGGAGCAGGAGGUGAAGAAGGAGAAGUACCAGUCCAAUGUUUUCCAGCACAGCCUGCAGGACAGAACAGCUGAGCUGGAGCUGGAGAGGGUGGCUAGGGAGGCCGUGGAGCAGGACAUGACUACGACUAAGAGGGAGAACACAGAGCUGAAGAGCUGGAGUCAGGAGGCAGAGGCUGGACUGAGGACAAUGACAGAGGAUACCCAGCGAUUCAGUCAGGCAUUUGAGGCUAAGAUGUCAGAGGUGGAGACUGUCCAAACACGUCUGAACAGCUUUGGCCAGAGGCUGACCUUUGCCAAAAGAAGAGUGGACACAAUUCAAGGUCUAAUGAUGAGGAAGGAAGCCCUACGGAGAGUGCAGCAGGCCACUAAAGCAGCCAACCCGGUCUCUGAGCUUGCCGCUCUCACAGAGCUCCAGGCAGAGCUGUCCUCGGCGUGUGAGGAGAGAGACAAGCUCAGGCAGGAGCUCAAGAGAACCCCCGAGCUCAUUGAGAGUGCUCUGGCUGAUGUCCGUGAACAGUUUGACAGUGAGGUGAGGCAGCUGAGGCAGGCUGCAGAGCGAAGCAGGGGGGAAGCCCAGGAGGCCCAGGCAGCCAGAGAGGAGGCCCAGCAGAGGCUGCAGGAGGCCCACACACAGCUAGAGGAGAACAACCUCAACCUAGAGCAGCUCCAUGCACAGCUGAUCAGCCAACAGGAGGACAGUGACCGAGCUCUGCAGGAGAGAGUGUCUGAGACAGAGGAUCACUGUGCUCAGCAGCUUAGAGUGAUGGAAUCUCAACUCAACACGGCCAGAAGAGAACACACCAAAGCAGUGGUAGCCCUGCGUCAGUUUGAGAGACAGGCUAAGAGAGAGAGGGAGCAGGAGAGAGAAGCACAAUGCCUUCAGAGUGAACACACCAAGAGAGAAAUCCAGGAUCUACAGAAACUACUGCAAGAAAAGGACAAGGACAGAAAUCUACUUUUGGCGACUGUACGUGAGAGGGGUCUGAUGAGUGAGUAUAAGGCAGCCCGGACCACAGCCCUGCAGACUUCUGUGGCCUUGGAGCAGCAGCAGAGACCCUCAAGGAAGAGCAACACUCUGAGAGCCAAAGACCAGCCACAGACCAGAGACUCGCUACUGUCAGUGCUUGGGGACCUUCGGACUCUGAGUGCUGCAGUGGUCCACAGCUCAGAAGACGAUGCAGAGGAGGAGGGCUAUGGGGACAGGGGCCUCAGCGUGACAGGAAAAUCAAAUGAAUGGAUAGCUUCGUUCAAAACAGCGUGCUGCCUUCCGCUGGAGAAGACUAAAAAACAGGCUUGUUGUGACCCUGAGUGCUCUGAACUGUAGCACUGGAGACACGAGAUUGACUUCUGCUGAUGUUUCUAUAGUCUUGCUAAUGGUCGUGUUUAUGAAGACAUGGAUCACCAUCUUUGACAAAGUUGUGUAUUUGUUUGUGAUGUAAUAAAUUAUGUUGAUAUUUAAAACUUUCA